CCUUAUAAUACUGUCACCAUGCAAGAAAGAGGGUAGAUGAAAUGAUGGGAGUUCUAAUUUUAAAUUAAUUUAACUUUCUAAAUAUUGUUUGAUCGACAAAAUUACAAACAAACUGGGAUCGUCUCAUCAGAUAAAUCAGGCUUUUUUUUUUUUUUCCCUUUAAACGUUUCCCCAACAGGAUACCUUUAUUUUGUUUCCAGUUUUGGAUUGAUCUUAAAACAACAAAGGGAUCCACAGAAAACAGACGCAUUUUGAAUUUGCAUGUUAUAAAAAGGGUAUUCGUAUAUUUUUUAACGAAAUGGCAACAUCAGCCCGUGUGGACCAUUUUGCAGCAGAGUGCCUUGUGUCAAUGUCCAGCCGUGCGAUUGUCCAUGGUCCAAAAGGGAGUAUAGAUAUCAAACCAGAAGCAAUGUCAGCCCCUGGAAACGGAGAGGAUACUAAAGAAGCAAAUAAAGACCCACUGGUGAAAGAUAACUCGUCUCUCUUUGUGGUGGCCAGAAUUUUGGCUGACCUAAACCAGCAGACCCCCAGCAAUCAUGCAGAUCAGGCAAAAAUAACAGAAGAAAACGACACACAAACCCCUCCCAGAGAAGAUGCCGGGCUUCAAAGUGGCUCCUUGGCCGGCAAACGUGAUGGAAACACUGCCACACCUACCAUCUGCACCGACUCCGGCCCCAAACAAAGAAACAAGCGUGGGAGAAGCCGAAUUGAGCACGAAUCUCCCCAGAAAAAGCACAAGUGCCACUAUUCAGGUUGUGAAAAAGUUUAUGGCAAAUCAUCCCAUCUUAAAGCCCAUCUCAGGACACAUACAGGUGAGCGUCCCUUUCCGUGCACCUGGCCCAACUGCAGUAAGAAGUUUGCCCGCUCGGACGAGCUUGCUCGCCACUACCGCACACACACCGGGGAGAAGAAGUUCGGCUGCCCCCUGUGCGAGAAGCGCUUCAUGCGCAGUGACCACCUGAUGAAGCAUGCCCGGCGCCACUCCGACUUCGAGCCUGGCAUGCUCAAGAGGCCCUACAGCACUGGCACCCGCACGGGCUCCCUCAGCGACUACAGCCGCUCGGACGCUUCCAGCCCCACCCUCAGUCCAGCCAGCUCGCCUUAAGCCCUCCUUGCACUGGACACCCGCACUUUUUCCUCAGCCCGACACUUGUGUUGCACAUUUUGUGAGCACCCCUCUGCUGAUAAUCUGCUUGCUGUACUGCAUACGUAGCUGCCUAAUAUUAGUGCAAUCUCUCGGGAAAAUACUCUCCAACCUCUCCCGGUUGAUUCUAGAUUCUAGAUUGUAUUUCUAGCUCUAUAACUGUAGUGCUUUUGUUUAGUGGUGUUUUUUUUUUUUGGGG
Messenger RNA from Polyodon spathula (Mississippi paddlefish), 1343 nucleotides. Its product is annotated as Krueppel-like factor 13. NCBI's taxonomy places the organism in Eukaryota, Metazoa, Chordata, Actinopteri, Acipenseriformes, Polyodontidae. Bases 299 to 1105 code for a protein of 268 amino acids. Gene Ontology annotation, biological process: regulation of transcription by RNA polymerase II. The transcript has 2 exons. Gene Ontology annotation, molecular function: RNA polymerase II cis-regulatory region sequence-specific DNA binding; DNA-binding transcription factor activity, RNA polymerase II-specific. The record is from RefSeq and is a predicted model, not a curated record.